This is a messenger RNA of Xiphophorus maculatus (southern platyfish), 2786 nucleotides long. Its product is annotated as zinc finger protein OZF-like. Bases 295 to 1689 code for a protein of 464 amino acids. The transcript is spliced from 2 exons. The record is from RefSeq and is a predicted model, not a curated record. NCBI's taxonomy places the organism in Eukaryota, Metazoa, Chordata, Actinopteri, Cyprinodontiformes, Poeciliidae.
UGCGCUGUGUGGGCGGGACUUCCUGGUGUUCUACUCCGUGAUUGGCGGCUCCAGCCUCUGACCCCAGUGCGCAGACUCGUGCUUCUCUCCGGUACAAUGGCGGCAGUUGGAGCGCCGUCCUCCGUGUUUUCUCGGGUUUCUGUCCACGGAGCAGCAGCGGGAGAGUUAAUAAAGCUGUAAGACAGAAACAGCAGCAGUUGGUGAACCCUGGAAAGAAGAGAAACGGUUUGAGGCUCAGCUGGAACUGCUCAGUAACUGUUAAAGGAAAGUUUGGAGAGAGAAAAGCUAGCAGAGAUGUGGAGACAGCAGGUCAAACAGCGACUGGAUGCAGCAGAGGAGCAGAGACACGAAAUACUGGAUGCUGCUUUCAGCCCCGAACAUCGGCUGCACACAUCAGAUGUUCAGCAGGUUCUGCUGAUUAAAGAAGAACCGAGGCCUGAUCUGGACCAGAACCACCCAGAACCCGUCCACAUGAAGGAGGAAGAAGAGGAACCCUGGAGCAGCCAGCAGGGGGAGCCGCUCAGCGUGAAGGAGGAGGCUGAUGCCUCCAGGUCUCCAGUCAUUGCUGUUCUCAUAAAGAGCGAAGAUGAUGAAGAGGAACCUCUGAUCUCUCAUCUUCAUCAAACAGAAGAUGAAGAACUGCCAAGCAGCAGCUCAGCUCAGCAGAUGAAGGCAACAACUGAAGGAGAGGAAGAUGCAGAAGAUGUGAACACUCCCAGAGAUGCCGCCGACUCUUCAGAGUCUGAGGUCACUGAUGAUGGAGAGGAUGAUGGUGUGGAGCAGCCUGACUCAGGGUCUGAAACUGAAGACAGUGAUGAUGAGUGGAAGGACAGCAGGACUCCUGAUUCAGGGGUCAACAGAUCCCUGAGCUGCUCUGAAUGUGGCCAGCAGUUUAACAACAAGCGCUCUCUUCAGAGUCACAUGGCCGAUCAUUCAGCAGGAAGGAAAUUAUUUAGAGAGGAGGAACCUGUGGAGCCACCAAAGAAUGCCCGUAAGGUUCUGAAAUAUUUUCCCUGUGAUGAAUGUGGAAAAAGUUUUGACAAGAAAAGUCAUCUUUGCAAACACAUGAGAGUUCACACUGGAGAGAAACCGUUUAGCUGUGAUCUGUGUGGCCAAAGUUUCAGCAUUAAAUCAACUUUAAUCAGUCACAUAAGGGUCCACACGGGAGAGAAACCAUUUGGUUGUGAUGUCUGUGGACACAAAUUCAGCAUCAAGUCGUCUCUAAACAAACACAUCCGGAUUCACACAGGAGAAAAACCUUAUUUCUGUGAUGUUUGUGGACAUAAAUUCAGUGCCAAGUCAGCUUUAAAUAUGCAUACAAAAACCCACACAGGGGAGAGACCAUUCGGUUGUGAUGUUUGUGGGCAAAAAUUUAGCCGAAAGUCCACCUUGAAUCUGCACACGGGAAAGCACACAGGGCAGAAACACUUUGUUUGUGAUGUCUGUGGGAAAGGAUUUAAUGACAACUCCAGUUUAAAGAAACACUUCAGGAUCCACACGGGAGAGAAACCCUUUGGCUGUGACAUAUGUGGGAAAAGCUUUAAUGAUAAGUCAACUUUAAAAAAACACAUGAAAAUUCAUAUUUUUUGUAAUGUUUGUGGAAAAACGUUUAACCAAGAGGCGAGUUUAAACAUCCACAUGAGAAUUCACACCCAAGAGAAACAUAUGGUUAUGAUUUUAUUGCCAUAGAUUCUCAUGUGUGAGUUAACUUAAUAACAGGGAGUUCCAGGCCCUGUGUUUGAAGACUGUGUGUUUUGGGAGAGCAGGUUUAUGCACCAGGCCUCACAUUCAAAAAGAAUCCUGACAGACAAAGUAGCUGUCAGAACAUCAUUUUAGGAACAUUCUUAGAAUCUCUGAAAUUCUAGGUUUUUUCCCCCAGAAUUUCACCUCAAUGAGAUAAAAAUGAUUCACAAAGCGCCUCUUGCUUUCAGAGAGCUGCUAAUGUAACAUAGUUAAAAUGGUUCAGGUUAAAUCCUGCUAAAAUGCACCAUCUGCUGGUAAAACGGGGUAUUGCAUUCACCCUAGAAAGAGCGGGGUAUUAUGGGUAAUCCUCAGAGCCAUGAGGAUCACUGUCGAGGUAACGUGUCUCUGCGAUGUGAUAAAGAAAUAUUAUUUAUAAAAUAUGUUUAUGGUUUUCGUUUUCGCAUAUUAUUGAAAUAUUAAUCCAUGUUAUGCUAGUCUUGCUAUUAGAUUGUUUUUGUUGCGUUAUAGAAAUGUUUAGUCCGUGAGAAAGUGUGGCGGGAAUUUCCCACGGUAACAUUCUGGCUCCUCCUUGCAGGAGUUUCUUUCCUGCCAGACUGACUUUACCUCGGUGCCCAUGUGUGAAAUGCAGGUAUGUUUUACUAAAUCUCUGUAGCAGAUGGUUAAUAUAAGGCAGUUUUAUAUUAACAGUUUUAUAUAAAGAUAUGGUUAAUUAAUGUUUUUGCAUUGUUCCAAGAUGCAAGUUUGUACAAGCUAAAAUAUAAAAAUGACAUCUAGUAAAUAAAAUGUCAGCAUUUUAUUUUAUUUCUCAGAGCAUUUUGAUUAAUUGCUUUACUUUCUUUAAAAAGGACACUCACUGGUUGUUCCUUUGAUGUAAACCAAAUUCACUAUACGAUCACUGUAAUUUUCAAUGAUUUUAUUUUGGUUACUGUAUGAUGGGUAAUCCUCAGAGCCAUGAGGCUCUCCACUGUCGAGGAGUUUCUUUCAUGCCAGAGACUGACUUUACCUCGGUGCCCAUGUGUGAAAUGCAGAUGGAGAAUUAAAGAAAACAACUGAUGCCAGAUUGAGCUCCUUGUCUUUCAUUU